AUGUCUGUUAAACGAGGCCUACCUGAUGAAGCAAGUACGAAUGGUGCUGAUACCCCUUUGAAGCGUGACUACCACAUAUUGGAUACCAACAAAGCUGAUAUGGAAGCAUGUGCACAAGAGCUGGACUUUGAGGAUGAUACGGAAUUUUUCGAAUCCCUCGACGAGACCUCUUGGCACCUCUUGGAUGCGAGCGAAGAUGCGACAGCUGCAGUGCCCACACUCUCGCAGCCAGAAUGCGGCACUGGAUUUUUAAAUGCAAGCGGAAAGCAACUUGCACGGCCAAGCGACGCGGCGAUGCAGGCGGCAGCCAAGCGCCUCAAGCUGGACGAUACGGACGACGGCGCCCUUUUGGUCCACACGCCAGAGCGCGCCUCUAUAUUAGCGCAAGCACAAGCAGCCACCACUCCGCAACGCGGCGUGUUUCAGUCACCUUGUGAGCAUUCCAAACCGAGCAUAUCCUCUACACCUUUUACCCGCAUGCGACCCGCGUCUGUGCUGGGCACGAGCCGAUCGCGCCCUCUUUCCCCCAUUUCGCCCAACACCGUCGAGCAUUUUCAAAAGCCUAUUUAUUUGGGCAUUACUCCGCGCUCGUACCGCGCGGGCCUCGCUGCAGGCGCGUCUUCGCGCACCAAAUUUACGCCGCCGUUCAAGAAAGGAGCCAAGCUAGAGCACGAUGCCCCGGCUCCGCGCGUGCCGCUUUUCAACUUGGAGCCCUGCAUGUUGCGCCAUAGCUACCAGCAGCUUGGCCUUGUGCCGAAACGCACAGCAUGGAGAGAGGCCGUGUCGCAGGGCGUGCCUUUGGAGGCAUGCAUGAUCUUGCAGGAUCCACAGCAAGCGGCACACUACCUUUUCCGCACCGCCGGAGCCACACACGGCCCAACGGAGCUGCUGAAAACUUUGCAUCGGCUGGGCGCACACCGCGCUACGGAAAAAUGGGUCGUCAAUCAUUAUGCGGUGAUACUCUGGAAGCUUGCGGGGAUGGCCGCCGUGUGUCCUGUGCAAGCACACAUGUAUUGGUCGUACGACGCAGUGCUGCGCCAAAUGCGAUACCGCUACGAGCGUGAAGUGCACUGUGGGCAGUCCAGUGUCGUGAAGCAAAUCCAGGAACAGCGGUGCAGCCCUGGGAAACCCAUGGUUCUUUGUGUAUACCACAUCCACCCAAUUGCACACAGCGAAGAGCCAGCGACCACCAUCCUACAGCUCACCGACGGCUGGUACAGAAUUCGUGCGGCACUCGAUGCUCCGCUCACGCGCGCCGUCGAGCGCGGCAAGAUCCGUGUAGGCCAAAAACUGGGCAUCACAGCGGCCAAGCUGGAGGCAUUUGGCGAAGGCACGCCCGUCUUGGAUGCGUUCCACACCUCUGACCUCUCCAUUUCAGCCAACUCGUGCCAGCACAUGCGGUGGGAUACGCGGCUUGGCGCGCAUCCCCGUUCUUUUGUUUCUACACUCGGUCGACUUAUUGCCGAUGGCGGCAUUGUGGGGCUGAUGGACAUUUGCUUGGACCGCGUCUAUCCCACCGGAUACAUCCAGGGCGAGCUGGAUGCGCGCGGUCAAACCGUUUUUACCGGCUCGCAGUACGGCACGGAUGAGGAGCAGGAGCGGCAGCGUGCAUGGGCGGUACAGCGCCAAGAGGCACAGGGUACGCUUGCCUUGAUGGCGCAGCGCGUGCAGGCAUCGCUUCAAUGGCUUGAGCCGCGCGUGCGUCCGUGCGAGCCAUUGGAUGCUGUAUCGAUACAAGAUGUGCGCAGCCUGCUUGCGGACGUGGAAGCGACGGCGAAUCCGUGUGCACGCCUCGAAGAAGUACAGCGCGAACACAGCGGCCAAGCGCGGCUUGCAGCGCUGCUAUGGUCGGCGCGUGCACGAGCAUCUGCUUUGGACGCGCCACACACAGACGCACACACAUCCAUCCUCGAUGCGCUCUGUGCACCGCGGCGUGUGAAGGCGUUUUGUAUUGUGCGCUUCCACGACGCACAGCGUACAAAGCGCACGACGCGCCGCAGCGUGCAGCUAACAGUAUGGGAUCCGCCUCCGUUCCUAAAAGAAGGUGCGCGUCUACAGGUGUCCCAUUUAAUUCCUACACAGCGAGAUGCAUGGCGCGCCCGCGACGCGGCUGCCGAUGUGUUCCUCGCCACCACGCGCCAAACGACCUGGCACCAUAGUGCGUAG
Malassezia vespertilionis is the source of this 2166-nucleotide messenger RNA. RefSeq lists its product as uncharacterized. NCBI's taxonomy places the organism in Eukaryota, Fungi, Basidiomycota, Malasseziomycetes, Malasseziales, Malasseziaceae. Gene Ontology annotation, biological process: double-strand break repair via homologous recombination; regulation of DNA-templated transcription. The record is from RefSeq and is a predicted model, not a curated record. Bases 1 to 2166 code for a protein of 721 amino acids. The transcript is spliced from 2 exons.